AUUAAUCCCUCGGGGGUUCCCUUCGGAAAUGAAGGAUACAGUAUAUUGCCACAGACGAGGGGGUAGAAGUUCCAGCAGAGUUCCUGCUAAUAAAUAAUUAGCUCUCGUUGAUAUUUUUUUUCUUUAAAAAGCCAGUAGUCAUAGUUCACUGUAAAGUAAAAAAAAAACUGAAACAACCCCCAUUCUGCCCCCUCUCCCUCUUUGUCUCUCUGUCCCCCUCUGUCGACCUCCCCCGGACAGAUUCCUGCCUGCGCGUUCACGUGUCCUGAAAUGCGCGCCAGCGGCAGCUGCAGACUCACCAGUCACCAGCAACAACAUUACACCACGAGCGGCAGCAGCGGCGGCGUCAGCCUCGGUUCAUCCGCAGCUGAAUCGUUAUAUUUAGCGGAUGGUUCGUGUUUCGGCGUCGUUUUUCUCCUUUUCUGCGCUAUAGUGUGAGCAGGGGACUCACUGCGGAGUGAGUGGGUGAGGAGCUGAGUGACUGAGCGCCAAGCCUGAGGAGGAGGAGGAGGAGGAUAACGGACUGACAGACCCUGCAGGAGGUGGAGAGAAGAGGAGCAACACAAACACCACCGCACAUUUGAACCAAGCUGUUUUCAUCCCGUGGCUGUGGUCCUUGGAUACCCGAGCUGCAGGAAGAUGGCCAGUCCCGUUGCGGAUUUAAAAGUCCCGAGCACUCCGGCGCGGGACGAGUCGCAGGAGCCGAGUCAUCCCGAACCAGCCUGUAAGGAGGCACAGAAAUGGAUAGAGGCGGUAACAGGGAAGAGCUUUGGAGAAAAGGACUUCCGCAGCGCGCUGGAGAACGGCAUCCUGUUAUGCGAGCUGCUGAGUGCAAUCAAACCAGGCCUGGUCAAGAAGAUCAACAGACUGCCCACCCCCAUCGCUGGUCUGGACAACCUGUCAGUCUUCCUGCGGGGCUGUGAGGAGCUGGGCCUGAAGGGCUCCCAACUGUUUGACCCCGGGGACUUACAGGACACGUCUAUACGAGCUAAUCUGAAGGACUCCGACUGUAACCGCAAACUAAAGAACGUGCUGAACACGGUGUUCUGGCUGGGGAAGGCUGCCAGCUGCUGUGCCUCCUUCUCUGGUCCGACUCUCAACCUGAAGGAGUUUGAAGGACUUCUGUCUCAAAUGAAGAUAGAGAGUGACGAGGGAGGUGAGAGUCCUCAGAAGCGCAGCGUCAGAGACAGUGGCUACGACUGCUGGGACUCUGAGAGAAGUGAGUCUCUUUCUCCACCUCAACACACUCGGGACAACUCCUUGGACAGGUGGGAGACAUCUGUCAACACACGCUCGUACAGAAAAACCACCACAAAAAGUCUGGAUUCUUUCGGCUCCCGCUCACAGCACAGUCCGUCUCCUGAUGUGGUUUGUCGGGGCAACAGUGACGGGCGAGGCAGCGACUCAGAGGUUGAUGCCCCCCACAGGAAGCCUGAUGUACGUAAAGAUGACAUGUCAGCCAGGCGGACGGUCAGCGUCGAGUCCAGGAGCUCAGUUCCGUUCAACCAGUUCCUUCCCAAUCGUACCAACGCUAGCGGCUACAUGCCAGCUCCACGUCGGAAACCCCAAACAGAGGAGGGCGAGCAGAGAAGGAUGAGUCGACGAGUUGCUUUUAUGUCUAAAGACACAGAGAGUGCAAGUAUGAACGACAUCCUCAGUGAAGAGGAGGUGGAACAUUUGCCCCCGCUGAGCCAAUCCAGGCAUGAGCGCAUGCACGAGCAGUACAACAAUUUUCCGGAGGAAGACGACGAAUGGCAAAGUGACUUGGCUCGCUGGAAGAAUCGGCGUCGGAGUGCAUCACAGGACCUGAUCAAGAAAGAAGAAGAGAGGAAGAGGAUUGAGAAGAGGAUGAAGGAGAAGGAAGGCGACGGCAGCAAGCGGAAAAGCAUCAAGACCUACAAGGAGAUUGUGGAGGAGAAGGAGCGCAGAGAGGCAGAGUUGUGCAAGGCCUUCAGGAGUGCAGCCACUCCAGAGGAGGCGGCCAUCGUUUUACAGCGAUACGCACUCCGCUUCACCAUCAGUGACGCCACACUGGACAGCCUGAAGCUGCCCAGAGCCUCUCCUUCAACGCCCAGGUCAGACCUGAACGAGGAGGACGGAGAAGACAAACUCACGGCACCUGUUAACGGCUCAGAAACAUCAGAACCACGGUGUGAACCGGAACCACGGUGUGAACCAGAACCACGGUGUGAACCAGAACCACGGUGUGAACCAGAACCACGGUGUGAACCAGAACCACGGUGUGAACCAGAACCACGGUGUGAACCAGAACCACGGUGUGAACCAGAACCACGGUGUGAACCAGAACCACGGUGUGAACCAGAACCACGGUGUGAACCAGAACCACGGUGUGAAUCAGAAUCACGGUGUGAACCAGAACAAACCAUAACAACAGAAGCGAAGGACACUGAACCUGAAAAGACACAGAGUCGUUCGGCCCCAGAACAGCAGGUGGCAGCGUCUGUUCCCACCAGCCCCCACAAACCUCACAGCUUCCCCACCGCACUCCCAAAUUCAGAAAGUGUUCCAGCUCAGUCAUUAGACUUUAAUGAACCCCAGUCCACACCCACAGAGUCUCAAACCAGGCAUGAAGAUCAGCCGACGUCAACAGAAACACAGCCUCAGAUCAGACCAUGGGCACACACGCCCCCUGCUGUUCCAUCUGUACCCUCCAGACCUCUCCCACUGCUGGUCGCCAAGCCUUAUCGCCAACCAAGCAGCAAGCCGUCUGGACACAAACCUGUCAAAAUGGAUGUCCGUGUGAACGGAGAGGCGACUGAGGAUUUAUCUGUUUCUCCAACACCGGCCUCCCCGCUGCACUCGCCCCAGGAGAGUGAAGUCUUGACCCCCAAACCGGUGGAGAAGGAGCCCAUCCAUGAAGAGGAGGUGAAAGACCAGGAGGCAGCGACGCAGCCACCACCUCCACAGACGGAGAAGUCCACCUCCUCCUCCGGCUCCACCAUCAGCUCUUUGAUGGGGGGGCGGAACUGUGUCGUCAAAACCACUAUUGUUACAGAGCUGACGCAGACCAUAGUGGAGCCUCAUCACCCAGAGCAAAGCAACGGACAGGUGAAUGGAACCUCUGCCUUCUAUGAGAUGAUGAUGCAGGAAGCAGGAAUCCAACCAAGUUCGUCUUCUAACAGCAUGACGGAAUGUUCUCCCUCUGUCUCAGUUUCAGCGGAGAGCCCCGAGGAGAGCAGCGUGACGAUUGAGACCCCCAUGUUGAACUUGGCUAAACGUGUUAAUCACUGGGUCUGGGACCCCAAUGAAGAGCGUAAACGCCUGGAAAGGUGGCAACAGGAGCAGGAGCGCCUCCUACAGGAACAAUACCAGAAGGAGCAGGAGAAACUGAAGAAAGAGUGGGAAAAAGCCCAGCUAGAGGUGGAGGAGGAGGAGAGGAAACACAACGAGGAGGAGAGACGGAUUCUGGAGGAGACUGUGGCUCCUCUCACUCCGACUGGUCUGUCGAACCAGCAGAUCGUGAAAACAGUGCCGGCACCGUCACCUCCAGGGAACAAACAGGAGGAGAGAAGUGUUCCCUCACAGCACCACCACCACCAGAACGUGUCUGCAGGAUCUGAGGAUCAGCAUCCGUCCAAACUGCACUUCUUUCAGGAUUCAGUGAGUGAUGUUGACAACUCAAAGAAACAGGAAAUGUGGAAAACAGCCUCACUGGACCGAAACCCCCAACUCAACCAGACACAUGCAGUGAAAAGGUCUGGGUCACAUGAUAUUGUAACUAGUAAACAACAGUCGUCUUCAUCAUCACCACAGCCUCCAUCACCCAGCAGGUGUGUUAGUGGGAAGAGGCAGUGCUCUGGAUGUUCUCAGCCGCUGGGAAAAGGAGCUGCCAUGAUCAUCGACACACUAGGACUGUUUUUCCACAUGCAAUGUUUCAAGUGUGGGGUGUGUGGGGGGCAGUUGGGUGACGCCACUGCAGGGACUGACGUUAGGAUUCGUAACGGACUGCUGAGCUGUCACGAGUGCUACAUGGCAACUCGAGGCAGAGGUCAGCCAACUACACUAUAAUGACUACACUGAAUUUCAACUGGACCCCCCGCACCAUCAACACUGCACUCUGACGAGGUGGACAUUUAUUGUAGAAGCUGGAAUCAAGACCUGGAAAAGUCCUGGAAUCAGUUUGAAAUCAACCUUUUUUUUCCUGGACUGACAAACACAGACAGUUUUACCAAGAACUGCAGAAGUGGACUCUGAUGUUAAGAAGAUCACAAGCACACGUACACACGUGUCAGUACAGUCUGUACGUACACAGGUGUACACUUCCUUUUAUUUUGUGUAGCAUGAAUACAGUACUAUAAGGCAGUUGUUGUGUUUAGGCCUUUGCACAGUCAUGGCGCUAUAACAAGGACCUGCUAAAAAAACAAACAGAUUUAACACUACAAGCUUAACGCUACUCUCUUCAACAUGUCAGUCUGAUUAAUGUUAAUUCAUGCUUUUGCACUGAUCAUGUGACUCCAUCGUUCCUUCACUGGUGUGGGUUGGCCGACCUGAAGUAGCUUGACCAUUGUAUUGCCUUACUCUUGCAACUCUUGUCAUUUAUUUUGGGCUUUUGUGUUUACUGUUUUGCAUGAAAGAAGGACAUAUAUGCAUAAGUUAUUGUGAGUUUUGCCUGACAGGAAGGUGUGAAUUUGAAUUGUUAUUCUUUCAACAGCAAAACUUUAAAUUUCCUCUUUUAUGUUGUACACCAUAAUUUUUUUUUUUUUUUUGCAAAUUAAGCAAAUGUACUCUAGCUUUUUUCUUGACUCUUAAUUAUAUAGGAAUGACAAUUCAUUAUCUAAAGUAACAAUAUUUGUUUUGGAUUUUAAUUAUGUUCCCUUAAUGAUAACUGUAUUCAUUGUUUGGUCUCCCUGUCUGACAGCAUCUAAAUCAGUGCCUUACGUAUUGAGUAUGUGAUCUGAUUGCCGGAAUGUGUGUGUGUGUGUGUGCGUGUGUACAUGCAUAUGUAUGCCAUGUGUACUUUGACUUGAAGCACAGUUCCAUACCAGCAAACAAAUGUUACACUUUUCAUUCUUAAUCACCUCUUGAUCCCUCCCUAAGAUCUAAACCAAUGAUAUAGUUACUUGCUGCUUCCUUAUGAGACCGAUCAAUAGACUGACCAUUCAUCAGUCUUGAAGGCUCUCAUUUGUUGCCUCUGUCUGAAGUGUUUUUGCCCCAGUGUCAGCUGAACUCCCGUCUGUUAUUGCCCUGGACAUUUUACAGCAUCCUUCACCGCACGAAGGAAGGAACCCAUCGUCUUUUAUAGAAACUGUAUGUUUAACAAUAAACUAUUUUAGAUUGA
Molecule: messenger RNA, 5299 nt
Organism: Cynoglossus semilaevis (tongue sole)
Lineage: Eukaryota; Metazoa; Chordata; Actinopteri; Pleuronectiformes; Cynoglossidae
Product: LIM and calponin homology domains-containing protein 1-like
Exons: 24
Coding region: 640-4029 (1129 amino acids)
Biological process (GO): regulation of focal adhesion assembly; positive regulation of stress fiber assembly
Cellular component (GO): stress fiber
Molecular function (GO): myosin II head/neck binding
Source: RefSeq, a predicted model, not a curated record